Molecule: messenger RNA, 2382 nt
Organism: Coturnix japonica (Japanese quail)
Lineage: Eukaryota; Metazoa; Chordata; Aves; Galliformes; Phasianidae
Gene: CAMK1G
Product: calcium/calmodulin dependent protein kinase IG
Biological process (GO): protein phosphorylation
Molecular function (GO): ATP binding; protein kinase activity
Source: RefSeq, a predicted model, not a curated record
GGCCGUGCAGCCGGGUAGCGCUCUCCAUCCCUCUCCCAGCACCAGGUAGCACCGCCGCGAUGCACGGCGACGUGCGCACACAUGCACACCCACAAGCUGCUUAUUCUCGUGUCAAUUGACUCCCUGUAAGUGCUGCCUAGCUACCGGCACGGCGGAGCCAUCUCCUCUCCUCCCGCAGCCUUUGCCUGCUGCCACCAGCAGCCCCUAAUCCCCCCAGAGCUGAGGAGCAGAGCGGCAGCGCCAGGGUCCGACCGGCUUCGUUCCUUCUGACUUUGCGUUCCCUGCUUCCACUCUGGAGGAGAUGGGUCGCAAGGAAGAGGAUGACAGCAGCUCCUGGAAGAAACAGACGAGCAAUAUCAGAAAGACAUUCAUUUUCAUGGAGGCACUGGGAUCAGGUGCAUUCUCGGAAGUUUUCUUGGUGAAACAAAGAAGCACUGGGAAGCUCUUUGCUCUGAAGUGCAUCAAGAAGUCCCCACUCACAAGGGACAGCAGCUUGGAGAACGAGAUAGCAGUGCUGAAAAAAAUAAAGCAUGAAAACAUUGUGACUUUGGAAGAUAUUUAUGAGAGCACAACCCACUUCUACCUGGUGAUGCAGCUGGUGUCGGGCGGAGAGCUGUUCGACAGGAUCUUGGAACGAGGGGUCUACACUGAGAAAGAUGCCAGCGUGGUGAUCCACCAGGUGCUGACAGCAGUGAAAUACCUCCAUGAAAAUGGGAUCGUCCACCGUGACCUGAAGCCUGAAAACCUCCUUUACCUCACUCCCGAGGAGAACUCCAAAAUCAUGAUUACAGACUUUGGCUUGUCCAAGAUGGAGCAGAACGGCAUCAUGUCCACAGCCUGCGGCACGCCGGGAUAUGUCGCUCCUGAAGUCCUCGCCCAGAAACCGUACAGCAAAGCCGUGGACUGCUGGUCCAUCGGAGUCAUCACCUACAUCCUGCUGUGUGGGUACCCCCCUUUCUACGAAGAGACCGAGUCGAAGCUGUUUGAAAAGAUCAAGGAAGGCUACUAUGAGUUUGAAUCUCCCUUUUGGGAUGACAUCUCCGAUUCAGCCAAGGAUUUCAUCAGGCACUUACUGGAGAAGAACCCGGACACGAGGUUUUCCUGUGAAGAAGCCCUACGACACCCAUGGAUUAAUGGAAAUACAGCCCUUCACCGUGACAUAUACCCAUCUGUCAGCGCUCAGAUACAGAAAAACUUUGCAAAGAGCAAAUGGAGGCAAGCCUUCAAUGCUGCAGCUGUGGUGCACCACAUGAGGAAGCUACACAUGAAUGGCCACGCUGCAGCUGGCAGCACUCACCCUGUUAUACAAGGCUCCGAGGCAUCCAGACCCAGCACACCCAACGCCAUGCAGCCAGCAAUGCCCAGCAAGGAUGAGGACAUAUCACUGCCCCAGGUCCCCUGUCCAACUCCUCCUGCUCUGCUGGAGCAAAGCACAGGAAUGAGAGAGGACAAGCUGCAAAACCCCACUGUGAAUAAUGGAUUGCCAGACAACCAGAGCCCACCAGCCAGAUCGUGUGGCUGCAGCCCAGUGUGCACAGGGCAUGAGAGAGCCAAGGCAUCCUUCUGCUCCGAGACGGUGCUCCUUAAAAAGCCUGCAAAAUCCCACCAUUUCAAAUCAGAAGUUCUCGUUCCAAUGAAGACAGGUAAGCAUUCAUCCCACUGUGGCACUGGGCAAACUGGAGUUUGUUUGAUCAUGUGAUGAGGAAGGCAGCCAGCGGGAUCCCCCAUUGCCAGCGAAACAGAAGGGCUGUUUUACUCUUUUCUGCACUUCAAAGCCAGACAUCAACAGUGCAAGCAAGAAGAAAGGAUGUUGUGUCCCACCAUGGGCUGACGGGCAGCAGCGUCACGGUGAGCAGCGACACAGUGAUGAGCAGCACAGUAAUGCUGGGAAUCCAUCAGCGCAGUGACCUCGUUGUGCUUCUGGAUCGUUAAUGCUGGAAGAAGGCACUUAAGCAAGGGAAAGUCUGAGGCUGCUGCAAGCAUAUUCAGUGUACAUUAUCCAUACAACAUUGCUCAACGCUGUAAGCUUUUGUUUUCUGUAUACGGUUAAGUCGUCCGAUGCAUAACAAGUGCACUGCACAGCAUAAAUCCUAUAAACCAAAGCCAUGCAGAGUUUUAUUCAGUGGCAGCUCGGUUUAUUUUUACAACCUGCAUCCUUCCCAUUCCUUGGAUUUCAGUUCCUCCCAGGCUUCAGCUCUUUGCAGCUCGGUGACAAGCAGCUGCCCAGGCUGCGUGGUUCUCACUUCAGCUACAAAAGGAGACAACCUGCUAGCAACCUCCGUAUGUCUGAUAAUAACCACAGCGAGGUCUAAAAUCCCUGCUUCCAAGUCUGUAAUUGCACAAUAAAUACUUGCUUAAUAAAGCUGACUUUUGUUUUGUAAA